This is a messenger RNA of Amborella trichopoda, 2136 nucleotides long. Its product is annotated as bifunctional protein FolD 4, chloroplastic. The record is from RefSeq and is a predicted model, not a curated record. Gene Ontology annotation, molecular function: methenyltetrahydrofolate cyclohydrolase activity; methylenetetrahydrofolate dehydrogenase (NADP+) activity. Gene Ontology annotation, cellular component: cytosol. Gene Ontology annotation, biological process: tetrahydrofolate interconversion. NCBI's taxonomy places the organism in Eukaryota, Viridiplantae, Streptophyta, Magnoliopsida, Amborellales, Amborellaceae.
GCUUUGGCUCUGGCCUUGGUAUUUCCAUUUUUGUGAGAUUGUAUAUUACAAAACCAAUAUAUAAUCUUUGGCACAACGAAGUGCAGCGAUUAAGAUCAUAAAUCUCACAUUUUACUUUUUUUUAAUGCUUCAAUACUCUAUUUCAAUGGAUAGUUAAAGAUGGAUUUAUAGUCGCUCGACGUCCCCCACCCCGCCAUCUGUUUCUCUCGCACUUCACUCUAAAACACUCCUUCUUCUUCUUCUUCUGCUUCUUCUUCUUCUUUAAAAAGAUUUGAAACAGGCAGGAAUCGAAAGUGAAUUCAGAAAAAGAAAACCAACGUCUAAAGUAAGGUCGCAUUCCUCCUUCCCCACUUAGAAGCUUUCUGGUCUAUGCAGAGAGAAAGAGAGAUAUGAGAGGCUUGUGGAUAAAAGGAGGAAUUAAGCGCCACCACCCAUGUUUUCCUCCUGUAAUAAAAAAUGGUGGUUCUCUUUCUCCCUCCCUCAAAUCGUUCAACAAUUUGGUCCCUCAAUUCCGUCCUCCCAUAUUGGGCUUCGACCUUCCCGAGAUAUGGAAGCCUCUUCACACGCCUUCUCUCUCCUCUCACUACAAACAGCAACAACAAGUGUCGAAUGAGCCUAUUGCAACCGUAAUUGAUGGGAAGUCUAUCGCAGAGGAAAUAAGAAGAGAAAUAGCUAUUGAGGUUAGAAAAAUGUACGUUUCCAUUGGCAAAGUCCCUGGUUUGGCUGUGAUUUUGGUCGGAUCAAGGAAGGAUUCUGUAACCUACGUCUGCUGCAAGGAGAAGGCUUGUCAUGAAGUUGGAAUCACUUCUAUCUGUUCACGAUUGCCUGAAGAUUCCUCUGAAGAUGAUGUGCUUAGAGCCGUUUCAAUAUUUAAUGAGGACCCAUCAAUUCAUGGUAUUCUAGUGCAGCUUCCCCUACCACAUCAUAUGAACGAGGAGAAGAUCUUGAAUUCCAUAGACAUACAGAAAGACGUUGAUGGCUUUCACCCACUUAACAUUGGAAACCUUGCUAUGAAAGGCAGAGAACCACUGUUCCUCCCUUGCACCCCAAAAGGGUGUGUAGAGUUGUUAAUUCGGUAUGGCAUUGAAAUCUUGGGCAAGAGAGCAGUUGUUAUAGGGAGAAGCAAUGUUGUUGGUCUUCCAACUGCCUUGCUGUUACAGAGGCACCAUGCUACUGUAAGCACGGUGCACCCUUACACACAAAACCCAGAGGAAAUCACACGUGAAGCCGACAUCGUGGUCUCAGCAGCAGGAGUGGCAAACUUGGUGCGUGGGUAUUGGCUGAAACCCGGUGCUAUUGUGAUUGAUGUAGGCACAAACCCUGUAGAGGAUAGCUGCAGUGAAAGAGGGUACAGAUUGAUAGGAGAUGUUUGCUACGAAGAAGCAUCGCGGGUGGCCUCUGCCAUAACCCCUGUUCCUGGAGGUGUUGGACCUAUGACAGUUGCCAUGCUUCUCUCUAACACUUUGGACUCUGCAAAACGCUACUAUAGAUUAAGAUAACAUCUCAGGUAAAGUCCAGGUGUCUCGCUUCUUCUUCUUCUUCUCCUUCCUUUUUUUUUUUUUUUUUUUUUUUUGGACCAAUGAAGUCCAGUAUGUUACGAGUGCCGGAGGCUGACAAGGACAUUUUUUACAACCCAGAGCCUCCUUAAAUGGUGAUGUGAUCAUCAUCCUUGAUAUCCCAUUAUCACUUUACCAUUAUCAUAAUUUCAUGGCUUGUCUAUGUGUAUCCAUCACGCCAUUAGGCUUUGACCAUGUUCUCUCAAAUCUCUUCUCUCUACAGUCACGAAUUUUGCAGUGGGAAAAAAAAGAUUUAAAUGUGUAUAGGUCAUCAGCUUUGUUUGCAAAGGGGAGAUUUGCACCCUAGACCUCUUGCAAACUCGAUUUAUCUGUAAGGCCAAGCAUUUGCUUUUGUCAAUAAUUUCAUCAAUGUAAUGAACAUUUGACAAAAUCCUCGUGCUACCGCAUGUGCAGGUUGGGAAUUCAGAAACGAUUAAUAACUGCAAGAUGAUAUGAUGAUAUGAUUUUUAAAGGUAAUCCAAGAGGUGAGGAUGGAUUCCAUAAAUUUUAAAAACGAUAUUUGGCUCCUAAAAUCCUUUUUAAAAAUACCUUUGCAUAAAUACACCUUGCAAUAUUUAAA